AAUUGAAAUACCCAGUUGUCAAUUCUCAAGAGCCAGUCCAAAGCAAAUUUGGUCUCUCCCGCAGCUCAAAAAGCCACUCCUUUUCGCCUUCUCAUCUUCUCCAAAGUCCAAGUAUUAGAGCCACCAGCCGCCUCUUGUUAUCCCAAUAUUUAUUGAAUUCCAUCCCGUUUUCCCAUCCUUGAGCAUCUAAUUGCCCUCCGUCAUGGCUCGCGUUUACGACCUCCAAUCGCUUUCAUCGCCGUUUUCGUCCCGCCCAAGAACACCCAGGACCCCAAUUUUCAAACCCAUCUCCUCAAUCCACUGUUCCUCCUCUUCUUCCCCAUUUACGGAGAAACAUUCCAUCAAGAGAUACCAAAGAGACGAUUGGGUGUACAAGAACCAAGCGGACCAAGCUUCAACUGCUCUGUCGUGUUCCGUUCCGUGCGAUUCCGACUCAAUACGGCAGGACGACAUCGCUUUGCAGCUGCCGGAGCUGAAGAGGUUGCUGAUGGUGCUGAGGGAGAAGAGGGUCAAUGGUGGGUGCGAUGAUGGAGGAGAAUGUGGGCCUGGGAAUGUAUUUCUAGUGGGGACUGGCCCUGGAGACCCUGAACUUUUGACAUUGAAGGCUGUGAAAGUGAUUCAGAGUGCCGAUUUGCUUCUGUAUGAUCGUUUGGUGUCUAAUGAUGUGCUGGAUUUGGUGGGUCCUGAUGCUAGGCUUCUCUAUGUCGGCAAAACGGCAGGCUACCAUAGCAGAACCCAGGAGGAGAUUCAUGAGUUACUUCUGAACUUUGCUGAAGCUGGAGCUACAGUAGUGAGACUUAAAGGAGGAGAUCCUCUUGUGUUUGGAAGGGGUGGGGAGGAGAUGGAUUUCUUGCAACAAAAAGGGAUUCAAGUAAAAAUUGUUCCUGGUAUAACUGCUGCUUCAGGUAUAGCAGCUGAAUUGGGGAUUCCUUUAACGCACAGGGGUGUUGCAACGAACGUCAGGUUCCUCACUGGUCACUCUAGAAAGGGUGGAACGGAUCCUCUAUUUGUGGCAGAAAAUGCUGCUGAUCUGGAUUCAACUCUGGUUGUAUAUAUGGGUCUGUCAACUCUUCCAUCUCUGGCCCUUAAGUUGAUGCAUCACGGUCUGCCACCCGAUACCCCAGCUGCUGCCGUUGAACGAGGGACAACGCCCCAACAAAGAACUGUUUUUGCAGAACUGAAGGACCUUGCAGAUGAAAUCAAAGCAGCAGAGUUGGUUUCACCUACUUUAAUCAUCAUUGGAAAAGUGGUUUCUCUCUCACCGCAUUGGUCUCUUUCUUCCAAAGAAGCCUCCUGUUUGGUGGAGGCUUGAUACAUCUAAAGCAUAUAAAAGGUUAUGCAAAGGAAUGAUUCUUCAUUCUGCCAUUCGUGUAACGAUUACUCCAAGGAGUAACCGUGGAGUUCUUCUACAAAACUCUGUCGAUUUUGUUGAGAAAAACAUUGAAACGAUGAUGAAGUGGAAGAAUGAAAAAUCGGGGACUCUGCCGUCUCUUCUGCAAUUGAUUCGUCUGCCCAUUGCCUUCAAAAGACUUGACUCGAGACUUUUUCUCAAGGACGGGAGGGAGUGGUGCAGUGGUUUCCUUCCUCGGGUGCAACCCCGAGCACGGUGAGGGCAAAUUCUCAUACCACUUGCAUCGAUUCAAAUAAGAAUUCCAAACUUCAAUCUUUUGUUAGUUCAUUAGGAUUCUGGUGUGAUGAAAUUAUUUCAGCAGCAACCAAUUUUGUUGCAGAGGUCUUCUUGUUGAUAAAGUAGUUAGUGAAAGAUUGUGCAGAUUUUUCCUUGGAAUAUCUGAUGUAUUGAUUGAUGAUUGACCUCAUUGUAUGUUUAUUUUAAAAACCACAUUUUUUUGGGUCA
Momordica charantia (bitter melon) is the source of this 1855-nucleotide messenger RNA. RefSeq names its product urophorphyrin methylase 1 (gene UPM1). Gene Ontology annotation, molecular function: uroporphyrin-III C-methyltransferase activity. Lineage: Eukaryota; Viridiplantae; Streptophyta; Magnoliopsida; Cucurbitales; Cucurbitaceae. The record is from RefSeq and is a predicted model, not a curated record. Gene Ontology annotation, biological process: siroheme biosynthetic process.